GUGGCCAAAUAGGCUUAGGAGGAUCGCCAUGGCAACCGCAAAUCACAAUCAAGGAGCGCGAGUGAGCAUCCGAGUGAAUCAGCGGCCCCCCUGACAAUUGGACAGGACCGCAGCAACAAGUGGCACCCGGCGAGUGGCCGACAAAUCAGAGGCACAACUUGAAAAGGGACAAGGACUUGUCAGUGGGAUCUUUACUGUAAAUAUAAAUUAAAGAAGAAGAAGAAAGGGAAGAGGAAGAAAAAGGGGAUAAAGAAAAGAAGAGGAAGACCUCCGCCGCGUGACGCGUAAAAUCGGGCUGUCCGUGCCAGGCAAAUCAUGGCCCUCACACCAUGGUUCAGGUGGAACGAGCCUCAGUUCCGUCAUGCCCAGAAGAGCCCUGCGGACAUGGUGACGGACACUUUGAUGACGGAGCUGAGCUGGCAGAUGAAGCAGGCCGAGAAGCUUCAGCGAGAACGAGACAAUGAGUACCGGCGACUCAAGACUGGCGUUGACUACAGCUGGCUGAUCAGCUACAACAAGAGUAGUUACGACAUCACGCCUGGCGAGCGGCUGGAGCUCGAGGACACCUGCAGUAAAAUCCACCCGUCCUUCUGUGGGCCGGUCAUUCUCAGGUUUCGCCAGAUGAUCACGGAGUACGAGCCUGAAGUUCAGGAAGUUUCACACCUCUUUCGUACGGUCCUGCAGGAAGCCUUAGAAAAGGUGAAGGAGGACGAAGAGGCCAAAAAGCUGGCCAGGCAGUGGAGCAGCAACAACAAGCGAGCCAUGAGUUUAUCUCUGACGACCUUCAAGUCUCGCGUCAGGAUAUAUCCGUUCAGCAGCGACAUCAAGACCAUUUCUGAGGAUGUGGAGAGGUGCACUGACUCAAACCGGAGAGUGUGGAGCAUGCCGGAGUUCCGGCAGUCGAAAAAGUUAUGAUGGACUCAAGCGGGGCACAAGUCACUGCUUGUCCUGUGUGAUACCAGCUACUCUACCGGGGUUUGGUCUUGUAUCAAAGUCACCGAAAUUUAAGCACAAUCGUCACUUCUCUUACUUGCUCGUAUUUUUCAGAUCUGUCCAGUUUUGCUUUCGUUACUCGUUUAUAGCGGUAAACUCACAGCAGACCUCUUGAACUGCCAUGUAUGGCAAUGUUGGCCCAGCUGCAACCAUUUCACCGGCAUCAAAAAUGGGAUCAUUUGUCCACACCGACGCCCCAGAUCCAAGAUCUGACCGCUGUUAACAUGACAGCACUCAUUUUAAGAGUCCUCCGCUCCACUCUCCGCGGCUGCUGGGGUUGGCUUUGGGAACCGCCUUUGGGAAUCUCAUCUUAGGCUGAAUUUAUGUUUCAGGUAUUUCUUGCAUAAAAAUACAAGAAAAGGGAAAGAAAUUGGAACAGGUGUUCAUAUUGAUGCUGUAUCGUAAAAUAUCGCAAUAAGUGAGAAACGUUAAAGGUGUGGGAUUUACUUUUUACUCAUUAAAACAGGAAGGAACGGUCCUUACUCUUUAUAACCUGCUGAGUUUUUGCAAGUAAACAUUAAAAAAAAAACAAAAACAGUUUCAAUGUUGU
Messenger RNA from Erpetoichthys calabaricus (reedfish), 1543 nucleotides. RefSeq names its product retinal degeneration 3, GUCY2D regulator (gene rd3). The record is from RefSeq and is a predicted model, not a curated record. The transcript is spliced from 3 exons. NCBI's taxonomy places the organism in Eukaryota, Metazoa, Chordata, Cladistia, Polypteriformes, Polypteridae. Bases 316 to 915 code for a protein of 199 amino acids.